UAUUUAAAUCGGCUCAGAGUUUGGUCACGUGACUGGGGCUCGCGCUCAGAGGGCAGAGUGUAAACGCUGGAGCGGAGUUUGAGUUGAUGAAAAGAUGCUCGGCUGAUUGUAGACUAUUUGGAUUUACAAAAUCCCGAAUGCACCUGCAAAAGAGCAUGCCACAAUGGGCAUCACACUGUCUUCCCUCAGUGUCCAACAGUGCUAGCUGCUACUGUGGCAUCUGCCCUUUCACCUGGUGCCACUGAGAGUCAUGUUGUCUGGCAGCUGGUACCGGAGCAUGUCCAGCCCCACCCACAGCCUUCCAGUGGGCAGGGGCUCAUUGACACCUGGCCUUGUGGUUCUGGAAGCCCAGUAUGACUACUCAUAUCGUGGGGCAGAUGGACGAACUAUCUCCAUACACGACGGUGAGCGCUUUCUUUUGCUGAAAAAGACAAACUCUGACUGGUGGCAGGUGCGGAGGCUUGGAGUUGGGAAGAAAGCCAAGCCAUUGUACGUGCCUGCCACUUAUGUCACCGAGGUGCAUGUCAACACACUGCAUUCUCCUCAGACCAGCAACCAAACAGCCUCACCUCAACACUCCUGGCUGGUGGCUCGCAGCUCGCACAACCCCUGCUCACAGAUACAAUGCUCAGCACCUACUAAAGAAUUCUGUCAUUCCAUGGAGGACCUAAACAGUAACAGUGCUUUUACGAACACGUGCAUAGGAAAAGUGUCACCAGGAAGACAUUUCACCAAAUCGUCCAUCUCUACAACCACCUCAGGUCACCUCAAGGUUCCAGGUUCUUUAAUACCACGCAGCAAGAGCUCCAGUCACCUGCCUCAGAACCCGUAUGGGGAACUGCACAUCACCAGGCCAAGUUCAUCCAGCUCCCCUAAGUCGUUCAGCCAGUGGGAUAUGUCGAGCACCACUUGCAAACAGACAGGUGGAAGCAUCCAGACCUACCGCUCUCAGAGUUCAUUGACAGAUGUGCAGAGGAGGCAGUGGACAGAGGUACCAAGCCCGCUCCCAGGCCAGAAGCCUUUGCAGAUUCUGCAGCUUUGGGAACAGUAUCAAGACUCUGCCUCCGGUCGCUUGUACUACAUAAACAGUGUUACAAAGGAGCGGUCAUGGAAACCGCCACGUAGAGCUCGCCAGGGUGACAACAUACACAAUACGGCCAUUGAUACUCAGUUUAAGACUUCCUCAUGUGACUCAAAUCGCCUGUCAUUUCCCCAGUACAGCUCAGGAAGCAGGCUCUCCACUGACCUGAUCCACAGUACCCAGGAUGCAAAUGCGCAACCGCUGAGUCAGACCAUGCAACGUGCAGCCUCAUCAGACACGAUCAUUUCCUCCUCCUUUACUACUAAUGUGCAGAGCACAGAGGGCACAACGGACAUCACCCAAUCCCGGUCCAUGAUCCGUUUUCCCCAAACAGAAAGAUUCUCUUCAAAUGGCAAAUCAGUGUGCCAAAUGGUGUUGGGGUCAACUAACAGCUCUUCAGACAGUGAUGGACUGACACCGGAGCUUGAAAAAGCAGGUCUGCUCAACAAAACCAAGAUAGCGGAAGGAGGUCGGAAGCUGAGGAAAAACUGGAACCCCUCGUGGGUAGUGUUGGUGGGAAACAGUCUUAUGUUCUUCAAAGAUCCCAAAACCCAAAAUACUGAUAGCUGGAAACCUGGGAACAGCUGUCCAGAGAGCAGUGUGGAUCUAAGAGGAGCUCAGCUGCAGUGGGCCAAUGAGCUGUCCAGUAAGAAGAAUGUCUUCAAGUUGAGGACGGUUACGGGAAAUGAAUUUUUGCUGCAGUCAGACACUGAGUCUGUAAUUAGAGAGUGGUACAGCACAAUACAGAAAGUUAUUGACAAACUUGAUAAGGAGAAUCCUUUGGAUAAUGUAUUGCAGUAUUCUUUGAGGAGAGCAGGCUCCUUGGAGUUGUUGGACCAAAGUGGAGAUGAAGAGGAGAACCGUACAGGACACAAGCCUUCGCUCCCACGCUCCAUCUCCAAUUUGGAGACUUCAGAGCGCAAGCGAGUGAAGAGUCGCUUACGGAAGCUCAUUCUGAGGAGACCACCAAUUCAGGCCUUACAGGAAAAAGGCCUCAUCAAAGACCAGGUAUUCGGCUGUAGUUUAGAGCUGCUGUGUGAGAGGGAAAAGAGCACAGUGCCACGCUUUGUCAGAAACUGUAUCGAAACUGUAGAGAAGAAAGGUUUAGAGACAGAUGGUAUCUACAGAGUCAGUGGAAAUCUGGCUAUAAUCCAGAAACUACGCUUUGCUGUCAAUCAUGAGCGAGCCGUGUCUACGGACGGACGUUAUCUCUUUCCAGAGGAUUUAGUGCCAGUGGAGCAUGUGGACCUGGAAGACCCACAGUGGGAGGACAUCCAUGUGAUCACAGGAGCCCUGAAACUCUUCUUCAGAGAGCUUCCUGAACCACUUGUACCUUUUGGAGUCUUUCAAGACUUUGUCGAUGCUGUUAAGCUGUCAGAUUACAUGGAUAAAGUGGACCGUUUGAAAGUGCUCAUCGUCAGCUUGCCUUCCCCGAACCACAACACCAUGAAGCACAUGUUCCAGCACCUAAAGCGGGUGAUGGAGCACUCAGAUUGUAAUCGCAUGACAAUGCAGAACAUCGGGAUCGUCUUUGGGCCGACUCUGAUGCGUCCGCAGAACGACUGUGCGAACAUGGCCUUUAACAUGGUUUAUCAGAACCAGGCAGUAGAACUCAUCCUCAGUGAAUUUAACCAGAUCUUUGGAUCUGACUCAUCCACAUCUCCCUGACACUGGUGUGGAAGCUGGACAGCAGCAGAACCUGCUCACUGUGAACCAGAGGAAUCUAAAAGGCAUGGAAGGCGAGCUAAAUAUGAUCCAUGCAACUAUUCAUUAAACUGCAUCGCUGCCACAAAUUUCAUCCUAGUGGAUGAUGGAUGAAUGGAUGGAAGUGCUUGAGCAACAAUCAGUCAACUGGCCUUUAGUGGGCACAAAGUCACACAAAAAAACAUGUGUUUUCAAAUUGAAUCAAGAGGCUUAUUUUAUGUUCUUUAGUGUGUGUGUGUCAAUGUGAUGUCUCCUCGCAACUGUUUUUCAUUGUAUUGUUUGUGGCGGCUUUGGGAAAACCUCACAUUUUGCUUUGGCAAAAAAAGACAUUAGCCUCCAUGAACUAAAUUCUAUAAAAGGAGAUCAGCAAUAGUCACCCAAUACGCAUAAACAGAAGACAGUUCUGAAGUGUAACCUGUUAUUCAACUGUGUUUGAGUCAUCUUGUUUCUUUUUUAACAGUCCAAAUUACUAUGUAAUCUCCUUUUCCAUUGUUUCAGAAGUAUGGCUGUAGUGUGUGUGUGUGCAUAUGUGUGUGUGUGUUUUGCGUGACAGAUAGAAGGGCAGAAGUAUGGUCCGUAUUUUGCUCGUUGAUUCGGUGGAGCUUUUUGCCACUUUUGGUCCAAAUCUCUGUUUUUAAUAACAGAACAAAAGAAGAGCUAAAAAUGCAUUAUGUUUAAAAAAUGUGGAGUUAACCCCCCACAACCCCCCAUCAGCACCAGGGCUUUGGUAAUUUUAUAUUGACUGUGGCUUGGCAAGAGACAAGAAGAAGUGAGACGGGAAGAAAAGAACACAGAGAGCAUAUGGAUUUUAAUGUUAGGGUUUAUAUAUUUAUUCAUUUCUUAUUUUCUUAUUAUUGCUACGGGCAGCAUGAAGAACAGGGGAGUUUACUGAAGAAGUAUAAGUGGAGAAAUGAAAUGAAGUUUUAUGUCAUUUUUGUUACUGUUGAGUAUUUCCUUGUAUAUUUAAUGGACUGUUGCCCGUCUCUUAAUACCGUUGUAAUUUUAUUUUUUUAAACCUCCUUUCUCACUGGAAAAACCUUCAUAAACUUUAUUAAUAAAUGUACGUGUUUAAUCCCAGCGCCUCACCAGUGCAGUCUGCAGGGUUUGGAGGGUCUCUAUGCCCACCAUACACCGGAUUCAAGCUGUAUUUAAAUGCAUUUCUAGAACUGUACAAGUCCUGCAAUUUUAAAGAUAUCUUUAUACUGUGAUGUAAAAUAUUCCCUGGAUAUGUUCUGCUUUGAAGCCCUGCACCUUUCCCUUAAAGGCAGUUCACAAGACAUAUAGUUUUAACAGAGGAGGUGUGGUUGGUUGGAGGAAAGGAAAAAGUUUGUCAUUGUUUUCACUGCAAUUGCAGUUUGCCUCACAGGCAGCAGAAGACAAUCACGACAAUCACAAUUUGCUUCUUUAUCUGUUUAAUUGAAUCAUGUGUGUUGGAAAUAGAAAAACAUUUCGGACUACAAACAGCACAGCAGCCUUUUUUUAAACAAGUUCAUACUGAAUAUCAGUCCAUCAAAAUUCUUUUAUUUGUUGUGCCAAAUGUUUGGCCCAGUGACCUUUGACUAAUCCCAAAGAUUUGUAAAAUUGUAUAUUUUAAAUAAAAUGACACAAUUUCCUUUUUUUAAAGUAAUAAAAAUGUGGUUUUUGAUCUCAUCUGAAUACUGUUUUUUAAGUUGCCGACAUGGUCUGUAUCUUUUCUCUUCCUCCAGAUCCUGUAAGUUCAUUUGAGCAAAAUAUUUGACAAUAAAAACUAAUUGAGGAAAUCUGA
Messenger RNA from Tachysurus vachellii, 4550 nucleotides. RefSeq names its product Rho GTPase activating protein 9 (gene arhgap9). The record is from RefSeq and is a predicted model, not a curated record. Gene Ontology annotation, cellular component: cytoplasm. Gene Ontology annotation, biological process: signal transduction; regulation of GTPase activity. Gene Ontology annotation, molecular function: phospholipid binding; protein binding. Lineage: Eukaryota; Metazoa; Chordata; Actinopteri; Siluriformes; Bagridae. The transcript has 20 exons. Bases 251 to 2749 code for a protein of 832 amino acids.